Molecule: messenger RNA, 890 nt
Organism: Anarrhichthys ocellatus (wolf-eel)
Lineage: Eukaryota; Metazoa; Chordata; Actinopteri; Perciformes; Anarhichadidae
Gene: mrps25
Product: mitochondrial ribosomal protein S25
Exons: 4
Coding region: 70-588 (172 amino acids)
Cellular component (GO): mitochondrion
Molecular function (GO): structural constituent of ribosome
Source: RefSeq, a predicted model, not a curated record
CAGGCGCCUCUCCUGGUUCUCUGGUUGUGGUGGUUUUGUAAAUACAAACUGAAAAGAGGGACUUUAAACAUGCCGAUGAAAGGACGGUUUCCGAUCAGGAGGACUCUGGAGUACCUGCAGAAGGGAGACAUCAUCUUUAAGAACCGAGUAAAGAUCAUGACGGUGAACUACAACACGCACGGAGAGCUCAGCGACGGAGCAAGAAAGUUUGUGUUCUUCAAUAUUCCUCGGAUUCAGUACAAAAACCAGUGGCUCCAAAUAAUGAUGUUCAAAAAUAUGACACCAUCACCGUUCCUGAAGUUCUACCUGGAUGAUGGGGAGCAAGUUCUGGUGGAUGUGGAAGGAAAGGACCACAAAGAAAUCUCACAACAUGUGAAGAAGAUUCUGGGAAAAUCAGAAGAAGUGUUACAAGCCGAGGCUCGAGCCAAGAUGCAGGCCUCCAACCCCGCCAACUUCGGGCCCAGAAAGUACUGUCUGAGGGAGUGCAUGUGCGAGGUGGAGGGCCAGGUGCCGUGUCCCGGCAGCACGCCGCUGCCCAAAGAGAUGACGGGGAAAUAUCGCGCCCAGAUGGCAGCCUCACAGGAGUGAGACGCCCGAGGACCGAGGAGGAGAGCUGAGUGCUGUAGAUUCACGGGACAAUGCUGAGCCACGGUUUGAUUUUGUACGAUUGCAUAAAAAAAAAAAAAACUACGCCGUUGCAGAUUUAGCUGUAAAUAUGAGUAACUAAAUGGAUCCCGCUGCGCUGUGCGUUGUGGGAACGUCGCUGGCUGGACUCUCCAGUCCAGCGAGAGCAGCAGGAAACGACCGACACACAACAGGAUGAGAUUUACACAUCGAGCAAAAUGUCAACACUGCAAUGUAAACAUUCAAAUAAAACUGAUUUGCCUGCC